Exophiala mesophila is the source of this 1828-nucleotide messenger RNA. RefSeq lists its product as uncharacterized. Gene Ontology annotation, molecular function: acyltransferase activity, transferring groups other than amino-acyl groups. The record is from RefSeq and is a predicted model, not a curated record. The coding region runs from base 350 to 1723 and encodes 457 amino acids. NCBI's taxonomy places the organism in Eukaryota, Fungi, Ascomycota, Eurotiomycetes, Chaetothyriales, Herpotrichiellaceae. The transcript has 2 exons.
CCGACAUUGACUGGCCAUGAAGGAUUUCAGCCCCGCAAAGGGUGCCUCUGUGGGGGUUUCGGAGGCUUACUCUGUACGCUGGUGACUGACUGGCUCCUCCAGCAACACCGGUCGACUCUCAAACUUGAAUGACCGAGAGCCGAGGGUCAGCGAUCGGUCUUCCCGCAAUCGCCGUCUUUCACACCUCUCCAGAGCCGACAGAUACAAAUAAAAGAUGAUUCUUCAUUGCCUGCGACCCCAACAUUUCUCGCUCUCGAUUUGUAUCACCAUCAAGUUUACAUUUCCUCAUUUUUGACAUCCCUCUAGAGAAUACCAACCCGAGUCAAUCUUCACGUAUACCCUCCUCACCAUGCCUCGUAAACCCGCACCCGCCUACGUCCUCGGCGUGGGCAUGACCAAGUUCAUCAAGCCCCGCGGAAAGGUUGACUACACUGAGCUCGGCUUCGAAGCUGGUGUCAAGGCUAUGCUCGAUGCUCAAAUCAACUAUGAUGAUGUCGACCAGGGUGUUGCCUGUUACUGCUACGGUGAUUCUACCUGCGGUCAGAGAGUCUUCUACCAGUUCGGCAUGACCCAGAUUCCCAUCUACAAUGUCAACAACAACUGCUCGACUGGUAGCACCGGUCUUAACAUGGCUAGACAAGCUAUCUCAUACGGCGCCGCCGACUGUGUCCUUGUCAUCGGCUUCGAGAAGAUGAACCCGGGCAGCCUCACAACCUAUUUCAAUGACCGAGAAAACCCAACCGGCACCUCCAACAAGAUGCUCAAGGAGACACGUGGUGUAACCAAUGCGCCAGGUGCCGCCCAGCUCUUUGGCAACGCUGGCCGAGAAUAUAUGGAGAAAUAUGGUGCUAGCGCCGAAGACUUUGCUGAGAUUGCCCGUGUCAACCACGAACACAGCAAGCGAAACCCUUACUCGCAAUUCAAGGAUGAAUACACCUUGGAACAGAUCCUCAAGUCACCUAUGAUUCAUGCUCCCUUGACCAAGCUUCAGUGCUGCCCCACAUCUGACGGUGGUGCCGCUGUCGUCGUCGUUUCGCAAGAGUUCCUCGAUAAGCGACCACACCUCAAGUCUCAGGCUAUUUUGAUCGCCGGUCAGAAGCUCGCUACCGAUCCCCCCGAUCUAUUCAGCCGAUCUGCUAUUGACCUAGUCGGCUAUAAGAUGUCCGAGUAUGCUGCCGAAGUUGCCCUCAAGGAGGCCGGUAUCACCCCCAAUGACGUGAGCGUCGUUGAAGUCCACGACUGCUUCAGCGCUAACGAGAUGUGUGUCAUCGAUGCGCUCAAGCUUUGCCCUAAGGGUAAAGCCCACGAGCUUGUCCGUUCCGGAGGUAUCACCUACGGCGGCAAGUAUGUCAUCAACCCAUCAGGAGGUCUCAUCUCCAAGGGUCACCCUCUAGGCGCCACUGGUCUUGCUCAGUGUGCAGAACUCACCUGGCACCUUCGAGGCUGGGCCAACAACCGUCUAGUCAAGGACACCAAGUACGCUCUUCAACACAACCUGGGUCUCGGCGGUGCCGUCGUUGUAACCGUCUACGCCCGCCCAGAUGGCAAGGCUGCCACCCCUGUCACGGAUGUCGAAGUUGGCAAAAUCAACGGCUUGGGUUACAACCCUGCCACCGAAGCCAAGGGCUUCACCACCGAGCAGGCGAGAAGAGUUGUCUCACAGAAACAGUUCUCGGACUGGGCGCUCCAGGACACCCAGACCAAGGUGCAAUCGAGGUUUUAGGCAUGAAAUGUCUCGUACUCUCAAUUUGAUAUGUAUAUAAAACUCUGUCAAUGACCAUCUAUCCAUAUAUGAUGUAUGAUGGAUGCUCCAUCAAGUGUUGAAAAA